This is a messenger RNA of Lemur catta (Ring-tailed lemur), 2645 nucleotides long. It is a transcript of the gene MAB21L2, whose product is annotated as mab-21 like 2. Lineage: Eukaryota; Metazoa; Chordata; Mammalia; Primates; Lemuridae. Bases 1005 to 2084 code for a protein of 359 amino acids. The transcript has a single exon. The record is from RefSeq and is a predicted model, not a curated record.
GAGGAGAGAAAGGUCGGAAGGGAGCAGGGAGAGACGACUCAGAAAGUGGAAUCUGUCACAAGCAGCCUAGAAGAGGAGAAGAAAAAACCUGAAUCCUUAUAUCUACACCCCAGAUGCAACGCAAGCAACGACUACAUCACACUAAAAUAGAUUUUGUGAGGGCCAAAAGUAUAAAUUAUGAAGCAGAAAUGAAUAUCAAACAACUUCUAGCGGUUUGCACCUAGAGAAAGACAAGAGGAACCCACUACAAACCAACCAACCCAGUCAAAACAACGCCUCCAGUAGGAAAAGAGGAAAACUGCGACAACAGGACCCCCUAAGAAGAGACACGACCAACACGUUGAGACUGUGGGGAGUCCGCGAACAUCCCCGAGUGUGCCAAGGACUGAGUUGCACUACGUGGCUCUCUGGACAUUAAUUACAUCCUUCACCUACCAUUUGGGGGAGGGUGAGGAAGAAGGCACUCACUCACCUACACUGAAGACGUCCUGCCAGCCUGGGAAAGAAGUUUAAGAAUGAACCACUAAAUGCUUCGCUUUUGUUUUUAAAUUUUGCUUUGGCACUUAAAAGACUUCAUUUCCAGAUUUCUGGGCAGUCUUGGCUGUGGACAUCUAAACCUAACCUCUUGGUAACCUGAAUUUUUCUCUCUUGCAUUCUCCACCCCCAUCUCUCUGUCUCUCUCCCUCUCUCUCUCUUUCUCCCCCCCAUCUUUAUUUUGCAUAUCAAGAGAAAGCAAAACAGUCCCAGGAGGUACUUUUCUUUUUCAAAAAUCACCUUUUUCUAAUUUUCUGCAGAAGAAAAGGGAUUUCGAAAGAGGGAAUAGAAAAAGCCAGCCGGCUACAGCAUAGGCCGGUCAGCCCAGGUGGAAAACAAGAGUGAAAGUGGGGCUUAACCCAGAGCACACCGCCUCUUUCGAAAGCCGCAGGGCCACCACCAGCGUGUGAGCCUUGGAUCCCUCAACGUAUUGCGAGACGCCGGUGUACAGCCCGGACCUGUGCCCAAACAUGAUUGCGGCUCAGGCCAAGCUGGUUUACCAGCUCAAUAAAUACUACACCGAGCGCUGCCAGGCGCGCAAGGCGGCCAUCGCCAAGACCAUCCGAGAGGUCUGUAAGGUGGUCUCGGACGUGCUAAAGGAAGUGGAGGUGCAGGAGCCUCGCUUCAUCAGCUCCUUGAGCGAGAUCGAUGCCCGCUACGAGGGGCUUGAGGUCAUCUCGCCCACUGAAUUCGAGGUGGUGCUCUACCUAAACCAGAUGGGCGUCUUCAACUUCGUGGACGACGGCUCGCUGCCCGGCUGCGCGGUGCUCAAAUUGAGCGAUGGGCGGAAGCGGAGCAUGUCUCUCUGGGUCGAGUUCAUCACAGCGUCGGGCUACCUCUCAGCGCGUAAGAUCCGCUCGCGUUUCCAGACGCUAGUGGCCCAGGCAGUGGACAAGUGCAGCUAUCGGGAUGUGGUCAAGAUGAUCGCGGAUACCAGUGAGGUCAAGUUGCGCAUCAGGGAGCGCUAUGUGGUGCAAAUCACUCCGGCGUUCAAGUGCACUGGGAUCUGGCCUCGCAGCGCUGCACAGUGGCCUAUGCCUCACAUCCCCUGGCCCGGCCCCAACAGGGUGGCGGAGGUCAAGGCCGAAGGGUUCAACUUGCUCUCGAAGGAGUGCUACUCGCUGACCGGCAAGCAGAGCUCCGCGGAGAGCGACGCCUGGGUGCUACAGUUCGGGGAGGCGGAGAACCGCCUGCUGAUGGGCGGCUGCCGAAACAAGUGUCUCUCCGUGCUGAAGACCCUGCGGGACCGCCACCUGGAGCUGCCCGGCCAGCCGCUCAAUAACUACCACAUGAAGACGCUGCUGCUGUACGAAUGCGAGAAACACCCGCGAGAAACGGACUGGGACGAGUCGUGCCUGGGCGACCGGCUCAAUGGCAUCCUGCUGCAGCUCAUCUCCUGCCUGCAGUGCCGCCGCUGCCCUCACUACUUUCUGCCCAACCUCGACCUCUUUCAGGGCAAGCCCCAUUCGGCCCUGGAAAGCGCUGCCAAGCAGACCUGGAGGUUGGCCAGGGAAAUACUCACCAAUCCCAAAAGCCUGGACAAACUAUAGGGUGCUGGGGACUGCUUGAAAAGCGACACAAACGGGCGUGCUCUCUCAUACACACAACACACAACUCAGCGAUACAGCAGAAACUCUAGACACAAACUUUUAUGUAAGUCACCUGAAAGAGGAAUUAGGCAGAAGACCUUCAUUAAUUAAGAAGCAAACAAAAAGAAAGCAAACCAACCAAACAAAUGACGCUCUUGCACAAAAGUGAUUUUCUUCCAAACAAUGUGAAUUUAAAGGGUCACACAAAAGAAGCAAUCGGGCUUUGCCACCACAAAAUGAAACCCAAGGUACAUUUUCAAAUCAAUGUAUAGUAGUUUCCCCCCUUUUCCUUCUCUCUUUCUCUCUCUCUCUCUCAUUUUGUUUUUGGUUGCCUGAAUGUUGUCACCAAGUGAAAAAAUUAUUUAACUAUAUGUAAAAUUUCUCUUUAAAAAAAAGUUUUACUGAUGUUAAAUGUAUCUCAGUGCCAAUGUCAGAUUGUGCCCUUCCCUUUCUUGCACCUCUACCCCUACCCUUAAGCCCUCUUGUUGAAAACAGUAAUAAAAAUAUUACUUUACAUUGUAA